This is a messenger RNA of Hydractinia symbiolongicarpus, 1091 nucleotides long. Its product is annotated as lysophosphatidic acid receptor 3-like. Bases 22 to 963 code for a protein of 313 amino acids. The record is from RefSeq and is a predicted model, not a curated record. The transcript has 2 exons. Gene Ontology annotation, cellular component: membrane. Lineage: Eukaryota; Metazoa; Cnidaria; Hydrozoa; Anthoathecata; Hydractiniidae. Gene Ontology annotation, biological process: G protein-coupled receptor signaling pathway. Gene Ontology annotation, molecular function: G protein-coupled receptor activity.
UUCACUCUGGUUUGAUCAGCUAUGUCACAAUAUUAUGAUAUAUUGUACAAGUAUGUCUCUCCUACGAUUGGCACACUUAUCGUUCUGGUAAAUGCAUUGGAGAUUGGUUUGAUAUACAAGGACUCCAAACUAAAACGACCAAUGGCGAUUGUGUACAGCCUUAAUCUUGCGAUAUCUGAUGUUGUUGUUGGUGCUUUGAUCGUGUUGUUAAAAUCCAUGCAUCCAGUCGUUUCAACAACAUGGAAGAAAGUAGAGAUCGUGCAAGAAGUUUACAGCAUCUUCCAGUUCUGCUUUAUCAGAAUUUCCUUAUUUGUGUCUGUCUUCAAUUUAAUUGCAUUGACAUUGGACAGACUUUGGGCAAUUACAAGACCCUUAUCCCAUCGAAAGCUGAGCAAAAAAAGUGCCGUCAAGAUUUGCGUUGGUGUAUGGUUGUUAUCGGUCAUGUGUGUGGUCAUUCUUUACUGCUUGUCCCUUUUUUAUCCUGAGAAUACAGCGGUGUAUAAAAACCUGGUGUUUCCCAUCCCAACAUAUACAGCGAUCAUCAUAUUCGUGAUAUGUUACGUGAAGAUCUAUCUAACCAUACGUAGUAGCUUGCAUGUGAAAUCGUCCACAACAAGAUCAAGCCAAAGGAAAGAAAAAUCGGUGCAGAGAUCGUCUAUGCACGAGGUGAAGUUUGUCGCGUUAGCAGCAAAGACAGUUGGUGUUUUCAUCAUAUGUUGGACACCAGUUGCGACAUGCAGUUUGAUCAAAGCUAUGGGCUAUUGGUGUGGAACCAAAGAUGUGGGUGGAUCAUUCUUCACUCUUGCUUUACUCAAUUCGUUGCUGAACCCAUUUGUUUACCUCGCGCAUAUGAGCAAAUCUUUGAAGAAUCACUUGAAAUCAUUCGCUUCGCUUAAAUCCCUUCGUGGCGACAGCACCAAAACGGACUCCUGCAGCAUCAAUACGGCUGAAACGGCUUCAUAAAGUGAACAGAAUAUUAAUUAAUGUUGUACAGUUUUUCUUUCAUACACAGACAAGGUUUUACUUUUUUUAUAAAUGCGCAUUGAAUUUGCUUCUAUAACAAGUAUUAAAAGAAAAUCGGCAGAGUUGUC